UUGAAGACUUCUGGCAACGCCAAUCGCACACGUCACCUGCCGUUGCGAAAAGUAUGUAAUUUUUAUUGUUUACGUCUCCGGUUCUUGUUUUUUGUGGGUCAUUUGUGUAAUAUGAAGUUCGCCGACGUGCUGCGUCGCCUGGACGCCUAUCCGCGCACCUUGGACGAUUUCAGCGUUCGCACUGUGGGCGGCGCCGCAGUUACAAUAAUCAGCACCAGCACCAUAAGUAUCCUGAUAUUCCUCGAGUUCCUGAGCUACAUGCAGCCCACCUUGAAUGAGGAGCUGUUCGUCGACACAACUAGGGGUCACAAGUUGAGAAUAAACCUGGAUGUAACGCUUCACAAUCUCGCCUGCAACUACAUCUCCUUGGACGCGAUGGACUCCUCGGGGGACACCCACCUAAGGGUGGACCAUGAUGUCUUCAAGCACCGGCUGGAUCUCAAGGGGGAGCCCCUCAAGGAGACGCCCAUCAAGGAAAUUGUGGCCGUCUCGCCGCCCAAUAAGAACGUGACCUGCGGCAGUUGCUACGGAGCGGAGCACAAUGCCACCCACUGCUGCAACACGUGCGAAGAAGUGCUGGACGCCUACCGGCUGCGCAAGUGGAAUGUGGCAGUGGACAAAAUCGAGCAAUGCAAGGGCAAGUACAAGCGCAGCGAUGAGGACGCCUUCAAGGAGGGCUGCCGCAUCCAGGGCCACCUGGAGGUGAACCGCAUGGCAGGCAGCUUCCACUUUGCGCCCGGCAAGAGCUUCUCCAUACGCCAGUUCCACAUCCACGACUUUCAGUUCAGCAAUGUGAAGCUAUCGCACACCAUCAAUCACUUGUCCUUUGGCGAGAAGAUCGAGUUCGCCAAGACACAUCCUCUGGAUGGACUGCGAGUGGAUGUCGCUGAAACAAAAAGCGAAAUGUUCAAUUACUAUUUAAAAAUUGUGCCCACGGUAUAUAUGCGGGGAAGUAAUUACGGGGAGCCCAUAUACACGAAUCAAUUCUCCGUCACGCGAUACCGGAAAGAUCUUUCAGAUCGGGAGCGAGGAAUGCCGGGAAUAUUCUUCAGCUACGAACUGUCGCCGCUGAUGGUGAAAUAUGCCGAGAAGCACAACUCCUUUGGUCACUUCGCCACGAAUUGCUGUUCCAUCAUUGGAGGCGUCUUCACGGUGGCCGGCAUUCUGGCCGUGCUGCUGAACAACUCCUGGGAGGCCAUUCAGCGCAAAUUGGAAGUGGGCAAGCUCAGCUAACAACAAUUUGAAUCUCUUGUGCAGCUUCGAUGCAGCUUUACUACGCCUAAUUCAUUAUACAUUCGACAAAUCUCCAAAUAAAAGUGCUUAAUUUUAUAGAAAAUGAA
This is a messenger RNA of Drosophila suzukii, 1340 nucleotides long. Its product is annotated as endoplasmic reticulum-Golgi intermediate compartment protein 3. Gene Ontology annotation, cellular component: endoplasmic reticulum membrane; COPII-coated ER to Golgi transport vesicle; Golgi membrane. NCBI's taxonomy places the organism in Eukaryota, Metazoa, Arthropoda, Insecta, Diptera, Drosophilidae. Gene Ontology annotation, biological process: endoplasmic reticulum to Golgi vesicle-mediated transport; retrograde vesicle-mediated transport, Golgi to endoplasmic reticulum. The record is from RefSeq and is a predicted model, not a curated record.